Messenger RNA from Paramecium sonneborni, 571 nucleotides. NCBI's taxonomy places the organism in Eukaryota, Ciliophora, Oligohymenophorea, Peniculida, Parameciidae. The record is from the annotation of a GenBank genome assembly.
AUGCACUCAUUAUCAUUAUUCAAACAAAAAUAAGAUUUAGAAAUCUAAAGGGCUCGUAAAUAUGAAUAAUCCAUUCAAAACAAAGAAUUAUAAAAAAGUUAAAUUCUCUUGAAAUCUUGUGAAAGAAUGUAAAUGUUAUCUGAUAGAUAAAUGUAAAAAAUUAGACUUAGCCAAAUUAAUGUUUUUAAACAUCAAUAGAAUCAUUAAAGAUUCAAAUCAUAAGAACUCAAUACUAUUCAUACUCGGUAUUUCAAUUUUAUACCAAAUUAAGUCCUAAAAUUGAACUCAAUUAAGAUGAUUAUGAUAAAUGGAUAUUGAUGUAAAAAAGCUUUCUAUCACAAUAAGAGGAUUAAAAAUUGAAAAAAUAUGAAGCUAAAAUAUAAAAAGCCCAUGAAAUAUAAAUUAUGUAAGAACAAGAAUUACUCAACAAAUAAAAAUUAAGAAUUCAAACCAAAUUGAUUAAAGAAUCCAUUCAUAAUUAACAAUAACUUAAUUUACAAGUAAAUAUUUAAUAAUAUAAUAUGAAUAGAAAAUUUUAAAACAAUAAUAUGCCAAAUUACAACUUUUAUGA